Molecule: messenger RNA, 4568 nt
Organism: Cydia pomonella (codling moth)
Lineage: Eukaryota; Metazoa; Arthropoda; Insecta; Lepidoptera; Tortricidae
Gene: Glyp
Product: glycogen phosphorylase
Exons: 10
Coding region: 292-2817 (841 amino acids)
Biological process (GO): glycogen catabolic process
Cellular component (GO): cytoplasm
Molecular function (GO): glycogen phosphorylase activity; pyridoxal phosphate binding
Source: RefSeq, a predicted model, not a curated record
GUUCUUAAGACUUUGAGGAUAGGUACUUAAAAAACGUUUUAUUAGUACCGAAUAAAUCGGCCAAUAACUAGAUUUAAUGAAAGGUUUCAGUGACCAUUUGUCACUGUACUAAAUCCUAUUACUAGUGUCGCCACUCGCUAGCGACAACAGACGUCAAAAGCCGGGUAGCCGAUACAUAACAUCUCCAAUAUUCGGUUUGACCUUCUCAAGGUGACCGAUACCGCGGACCAGUUCAGUUGCGCUCAGUCAGAGGACCGUCUCGGCCGCGCAAUUUUUAAUUGAAAACUCAAGAUGAGCGUACAGUCAGAUCACGAUAAGCGUAAGCAAAUCUCCGUGAGGGGGAUUGUGGAAGUGGAAAAUGUGGCGGAGGUGAAAAAGGCUUUCAACCGCCAUGUCCACUACACCCUGGUGAAGGACCGCAAUGUGGCGACGCCGAGGGACUACUACUUCGCGCUGGCGCACACCGUACGUGACCACCUUGUGUCCCGUUGGAUACGCACGCAGCAGUAUUACUAUGAGAAGGACCCCAAGCGUGUAUACUACCUCUCUCUGGAGUACUACAUGGGCCGCUCCCUUCAAAACACCAUGAUCAACUUGGGCAUCCAAGGCACCGUGGACGAGGCCCUGUACCAGCUCGGCCUGGACAUUGAAGAGCUGGAGGAGCUCGAAGAAGAUGCUGGUCUCGGAAAUGGAGGCUUGGGCAGGCUGGCUGCCUGCUUCUUGGACUCCAUGGCCACACUUGGCUUGGCUGCUUAUGGUUAUGGUAUAAGGUACGAGUACGGUAUCUUCGCGCAGAAGAUCGAGAACGGCGAACAGCAGGAGGAGCCUGACGACUGGCUCCGUUAUGGCAACCCGUGGGAGAAGGCUCGUCCCGAGUUCAUGCUACCCGUUAACUUCUACGGACGGGUCGUCGACACUCCGCAGGGAAAGAAGUGGGUCGACACACAGGUGGUGUUCGCGAUGCCGUACGACAACCCGAUCCCCGGCUACAACAACAACGUAGUGAACACCCUUCGCCUUUGGUCUGCUAAGAGCCCUAUCGACUUCAACCUCAAGUUCUUUAACUCCGGCGACUACAUCCAAGCCGUGCUCGACCGUAACGUGGCCGAGAACAUCUCCCGCGUGCUGUACCCCAACGACAACUUCUUCGAAGGCAAGGAGCUCCGCCUCCGCCAGGAGUACUUCAUGUGCGCCGCCACCCUGCAGGACAUCAUCCGCCGCUACAAGUCCUCCAAGUUCGGCUCGCGAGAGGCCGUCAGGACCACGUUCGACAGCCUCCCAGAAAAAGUAGCCAUCCAGCUCAACGACACCCACCCGGCUCUGGCCAUCCCGGAACUUCUAAGAAUCCUCAUCGACCAGGAGGGUCUUCCCUACGAAGAAGCGUGGAAGCUCGUCACUAAAUGCUGCGCGUACACCAACCACACCGUCCUGCCUGAAGCGCUGGAGAGAUGGCCCUGCUCCAUGUUGGAGAACGUCCUCCCCAGACACAUGCAGCUCAUCUAUCAUAUCAACUUCCUCCAUCUACAGGAGGUCGAGAAACGCUGGCCGGGCGAUGCAAACCGUCUCCGCCGCAUGUCUCUGAUAGAAGAGGAGGGAGAGAAGCGAGUGAACAUGGCGAACCUCUGCGUCGUCGGCUCUCACGCCGUCAACGGCGUCGCCGCUAUCCACUCCGAGAUCCUCAAAGCGACCAUCUUCAGGGACUUUUACGAAAUGUGGCCUGAGAAGUUCCAAAACAAGACCAACGGAAUUACCCCCCGCCGUUGGUUGUUGCUGUGCAACCCUGGGUUAUCCGACCUUAUUUGCGACAAGAUCGGUGAAGAAUGGACGGUGCACCUUGAGAAGCUGCAGGGCUUGAAGCGCUGGGCUAAGGACCCUGGCUUCCAGCGAACAGUGAUGAAAGUCAAGCAGGAGAACAAGUUGAGGCUGGCGUCUUUGAUCGAGCGUGACACUGGGGUUAAGAUCAACCCGGCAUCCAUGUUCGAUGUGCAGGUGAAGCGUAUCCACGAGUACAAGCGGCAGCUGCUGAACAUCCUGCACGUGAUAACGCUGUACAACAGGAUCAAGCGCGAGCCGUCGGCGGCCGUGACGCCGCGCACGGUCAUGAUCGGGGGCAAGGCCGCGCCCGGGUACUACAUCGCCAAGCAGAUCAUCGCGCUGGCGUGCGCCGUGGGCAACACCGUGAACAAUGACCCUGACGUGGGCGACAAGUUGAAGCUGAUCUACCUGGAGAACUACCGCGUGACCCUCGCCGAGAGGAUCAUGCCCGCGGCUGACCUCAGCGAGCAGAUCUCCACUGCCGGUACCGAGGCUUCUGGCACUGGCAACAUGAAGUUCAUGCUGAACGGAGCGCUCACCAUCGGCACCAUGGACGGCGCCAACGUCGAGAUGGCCGAGGAGGCUGGCGAGCACAACCUGUUCAUCUUCGGCAUGAGGGUUGAUGACGUUGAGGCGCUGCAUAAGAAGGGCUACAACGCGUACGAGUACUACGAGCGCAACCCCGAGCUCCGGCAGUGCGUGGAGCAGAUCCGCAGCGGCUUCUUCUCGCCGGGCGAGCCGGGCCGCUUCGCGCACAUCGCCGACGUCCUGCUCCACCACGACCGGUUCCUACACUUGGCCGAUUUCGACGCUUACAUCGAGGCGCAGCAGCGCGUCUCUGAUGCCUACCAGGACCAGGCGAAGUGGGCGGAGAUGGUGAUCGAGAACAUCGCGACGUCGGGCAAGUUCUCGUCGGACCGCACCAUCGCGGAGUACGCGCGCGAGAUCUGGGGCGUCGAGCCCUCGUGGGAGAAGCUGCCGUCGCCGCAUGACACCGUCUAAACAUCGUUCCUCCAUAGCCUCCACUCAGCAGCAGAACUGUACUUUGGCAAGAGUAGCUUGUCAGAAAACGGCGCCGUAACUAAGAGAUUAUAUAUAGAGAAAUCGACCCGCCGUGACUCGGGUGAACGAGUGUUGAGGCAUCUGCUGCGAAAGCAGUGGAUGCUGGUUUGAUUCCAGCCCGGAGCACGAAAGGCCUUGGUCAUGUUUUUUUCGUAUACGACAUCUAUUUCACAUUAUAGUCGUUUGUCGGUUGACCAUAGUCAGAUGGAAUCAUACUGUCUUUUAUUUUACUCACUCUUAUAUUAUCAUAACAAUAAAGUGUUCAGUUCAUUCUGAAUAAAUAAUCUCGCUUAGCAACUUCUGCUGCUGAUUGUACAUAUCUGGCGAUUGCGCCGUUUGGGAAUCCCUCUCGCAAUAAACGCACCCGGCAGACGAAAUGACCGCGUGUGAGCGAGUCUUUUUCGAAUAGAUGCAUUCGUCAGAUCCGGACGCACUUUGAGACAGGAAUGAAUUGACUCUCCAAAUUAAUCGGAGAUGUAUUGCUUCUCUUGGUGUGUUUUAUUAUUCCUAUGAUGAUGAGUGGUGAUCUUAUAAUAUAAAGAUAUAAAGGCUCUAUAAGUCCUUAAUGAACGAGUUUAAAUUAUUAAACUAAAAUUAAAGAGUAAACUACUUUUACAAUAUCAACUAAAUACAUGUUGAACAUCGUCUUAAAGUAAUUUUGAAAGGCGUAUAUUGUUAGAAAAUUCUUACAAAUAAAUUUAUCGUGUUUAUAAUGUUGGCUAUAUUUCUAUCCUUCUAGUCUUAACUGUAUCUGUGUCUGUGUAGGCAAACUUUAGAGCAGCUUUUAGUGACCUUUUCACAACCAUUUGACUUUAUUACUAAAUUAAAAAGUUUGAAUCACUUUGAACCAUCAAUUUCUUUUGAUAUGAUUAUUUAAGACAUUGGUAAACUGAAAAACAAACGAAGCUUAAAACUUAAGUUGCCAUCCUGGUGGCUUGAGUUGGUCGUUUGUCGCCUUUCGUAUUGAAUCCGUUUUUAUUAUCGAUUUCAACAAUGACCGCCAUUUAGAGACUAUUGGCUUGCACUCGAUUAGAUCGCGAUUUUGGUAGCUAUGUUUGGUUCUUGUGUAUUGAGUAAGAGUUGAUUGUAAGAAAACCUAUUGAGAUUAUAGUAUGGAACUUUAUAAAUAACUUUGUAGAAGUUAUACACACCAGUUUUAGAGUAAGAAAAGUGCAUAAUAGAUAGUUAAAAUUUAUAUUCGCUUAAAUUAUGUUUGAAUGUUAUUUUUAUACUAUUAUGUCAGCGUAAAUAUUUUUGAGAAUUUAUUGUUGUGCCAUAACUAAAAGAUAAAAUUAUAUUUAUUAACGAUUUUAUUUAUAUUGUCCAGGCAGUUCCUCGAUGUUUGCGGUGAUUGUAUUAGGUAUUUUAUUUGAUGGAGUGUGAGAAAACGAACUAUACAUACAUAUAAUGUAUUUUAAACAUAUUUUUUAUAUAAAUGCAAUAAAUAGGUAAAAAUAAACUAAUAACCAGACUUAAUUAAUCUUCCAACUCACAACUUUUUGAUAUUUUUCUGUAUGAAGUCAAUGAACAAUUAUUAGAAAAAUAGUUAUAGUGAAAUUUUAAAUCUUUUUAUCAGUUUCUAUAGUUUUAUAUAAAAUAUAGUAUAUUAUAACAAAAUACUGCCAUAUGUAUUGUUAGUGUGCUGUUAUGUUACUCUUUGCAAUUUUAUUUUUAAUAAACUAUUAACAUUA